Peronospora belbahrii is the source of this 1299-nucleotide messenger RNA. NCBI's taxonomy places the organism in Eukaryota, Oomycota, Peronosporomycetes, Peronosporales, Peronosporaceae. The record is from the annotation of a GenBank genome assembly.
AUGGAAGGAAUGACGCUUAAAACAUGGCAAUUAGGCAAGAAGAUUGGAUCAGGAGCAUGUAGUGAUGUGUAUACAGUAAAAUCUGUAAUCCCUCUGAAAAAUGAUAAUAAACAUCAAUAUGUCAUGAAACUCUCUCCCUUACCACAUUUAACAGCUGCUAAAUUGAAGAAUAAAAAGAGAAGAAAGACAAUAGAAGAGCGUAGUGUGGAUGCUUUAUAUGCUGAACAUUUACUAUACAAAAAUUAUCUUCAAGAUCAAUGUCAUAUUCCAUAUUUACCAGUAGGAGCCUAUGGAGAAGAUCAGGGAUACCGCUUUCUAGUGAUUGAGCGGCUUGGACGUACGCUUGAGAUGGUGUUACAAGAUCAAGGACCUAUUCCGUCAAAAACAGCAGCUCGACUUGGUCUAGAAAUUCUAGAGACGUUGGAGCAAAUGCACGUAAAGAAUAUUCUUUACGUAGAUGUUAAGCCUGAAAAUUUAAUGCUGGAUAUGGAUAAGGAAAACAAAGUGUACUGCGUGGAUUUUGGCAUCUCGGAUCGCUAUGUGACGGCAACAGGCAAGCACAAAGAGUAUAAGACAGGGACAGUGGUGGGGACGCCAACGUUUCUCAGCAUUAAUUGCCACAAUGGUGUCACUUGCAGUCGUCGAGAUGAUGUUGAGUCACUGUUGUAUGUGUUGGUCUACUUGAUGCGAGGCGACCUUCCUUGGCAGAAAGCAUCAAGUGAUGUCGAAGGUGCCAAGAUCAAGAAAGCUACUUCUGUUGAGCAGCUGUGUGCUUCAUUGCCUCGAGAAUGGAGUGCGAUGCUGACGAAAAUCCGUGCGUGCGGCUUUGAAGAUCGGCCAGAUUAUGAUUUCUAUGCGCAGCAUUUUACGAAGCUAGGAGGUCAGAAAGGCUUGACUACGCCAUUUGUGUGGGGCACUCGCAAGACUGGCAAGAUGGCCAGUAAGGUUACCCUAUUACAAGGAUCCUCUUCUGACAACCCCGAGUGCAAGCGCAUCAAAAGUAUGGACGAAGGAAUGACUGCACGUCCACUUGGGACUACCAAUAUAAAGAAGACAGCUCCUCCUGAGAAGAAAAAAACGAGACCUCGCUACAGCAAAGCGCCUGCAAAAGUUGCGGCACUCGGCAACGACAUUACACCGAAAGCUACCACGAAAACAGGCAAAAAUCAUGAAGAUGGUCUAGUUGAACACGUAAACGUACUACCAAAAGACCGAGAGGUUUUCAAAGCUAUUGCAAGUCAUGCUGCUGCCACCGCCGCUGUGAAGCGGUAUAGCUUGCGUUCAAUGAAUCGUGAGUAA